Siniperca chuatsi (mandarin fish) is the source of this 1756-nucleotide messenger RNA. RefSeq lists its product as uncharacterized. Bases 1 to 1035 code for a protein of 344 amino acids. The record is from RefSeq and is a predicted model, not a curated record. NCBI's taxonomy places the organism in Eukaryota, Metazoa, Chordata, Actinopteri, Centrarchiformes, Sinipercidae. The transcript has 15 exons.
AUGAAUAGGACCUUCACCAUCAUCAGUCCCCAUUUCCAGCACUUCAAGGAAAACGACUGGUCCGUUUGGUUCCAUCUGAAACUGGUUCCUAUCCUCCCAAGUUUCAGUCCAGUGAUGCUCAAGAAUGCAACCACAAACGUAAACUGCACAAGCUACCAUGUCGUUGUGAGUGGGAUGGCCAAAGCUUUCCCUGCAAUGCCGUUGCAUAGACGACAAGGAAUCACAGAUGUUCUGCUGGGCUACCUGAGAAAAUCUGCCAAUGUCAUCAACGAGCCAGGUGGCCGUUGUGGACUCCUCUCACCAAACCAGAAGGCUGAGCUGAUCCUGGAUCCAGACAGCGGCGCUUUGGAAGAUGAGGCCAUCAUAAGGAAGGUGUUCACAAGCUUGACAGAGUCCCCUGAUGAUGAGCAGCUCAAACUGUUUUUCCAGGCUUUCACAAACAUCAACAAGCAGCAAAACAUCACCAUCAUCACAAAUCCAGGCGUACGGGACACCAUCUUGAACCUGACCUUGACAGCCCUUGCUGGUGAAUUUGAAGACUUUGAGGCUGAAGACUUUCAGCUGUGGUUCCAGGUCAAUUUGGCUCCUGUCAUGGCGAGCCUCCGUCCUGACAGCUUGGUGGUGAUCCCCAGUGACAUCAGCUGCGCAUCCUACGCAGCUAUACUCACUGGUCUUCAGCAAAGUUUGAAAUCCCUGCCACUGCACCUGUCACAGGGCGUGAUAUCAAGCAUAGACUCACUCAAGGAGACAUUCACACGUUGCUCAGUUCCAGAUUCCUUCACGUGCAAAGAAACCCUGGUUGAUGAGGACCUCAUCUGUGCUGCAGUCGACAGAUCACAACUGGAACAAACCCUGUCCAGUGGCAAUUCCCCUGAAGCCCUGUGCAAUUUUACCAUCACUCAGCAUGCCUGUUCCUCGGCUACACAUCUCACAGCCAGCAACUUGGUCACACUGAUGAAAUGCUCACUAGAAAGCCAAAGGACAUACCCGGUAGAAGUCUGGAAGCUUUUCUUCCAAAAGCUUCUACUGCACUAGAGCAGGCUCUUGAGACCUUCGCCACCAUGGCCCCCAACAACAGCAGCCCAUCCUUGUCACAUGCUCUCGAGGCUCUUGGAGAGGUGAGCAUUGCAAACUUCAGCCAGGCACAACUGCAGAGUGAUGCCUUUGUCAGACUCUGGUUCCAGACAAAGAUUGGUCCGUUUUUGGCCUCUCCAUCCCCAACUUCCUAUUCUGCCUUAGCUCCAAGAACUUCAGCUGCCAAUCGUACCAGACAGUCAUCCAGGCACUCAGCAGGCAAAGGGUAUCCAUGGACAGAGAAACACAGCAAGCAGUCUUCACUCAUUUCAUCAAACCAUUCCUUUCAAGAAAUGACUCAUCAGAUCCUGGCUGUGUCUCUUUUACCAGAGGUAGUAAAGACUGGCUACAAGCAAACCUUGGCAGCUUCUCCGGUUUUGCAAGCCUGCAGGAUUUGCAAGCCCUCAAUCCCAACUUCUCCAGUAGCGAAUCGUUGUCAGUGCUCACUCCUACUCAGGUGGCGCAGUUGACACUGAGUUCAGGGGCCUCGAACGACACAGACCAAAUCGACCGUGUGUUUGAGCGACUUGAGGAGGGCAACGCGCUGGAAAAUGUGGAUGAAUUCCUGACACAGCUGACUGCAAACGGAAAGGUCCCUGACUUCCAACCUGUUGUGAGAGAUCGUAUAAUGAAUAGGACCUUCACCAUCAUCAGUCCCCAUUUCCAGCACUUCAAGGAAAAA